Messenger RNA from Mesocricetus auratus (golden hamster), 3857 nucleotides. It is a transcript of the gene Slc31a1, whose product is annotated as solute carrier family 31 member 1. NCBI's taxonomy places the organism in Eukaryota, Metazoa, Chordata, Mammalia, Rodentia, Cricetidae. Gene Ontology annotation, biological process: copper ion transmembrane transport. Gene Ontology annotation, cellular component: membrane. Bases 255 to 833 code for a protein of 192 amino acids. Gene Ontology annotation, molecular function: copper ion transmembrane transporter activity. The transcript has 6 exons. The record is from RefSeq and is a predicted model, not a curated record.
GCUGCGGUCGUGGGACACGUCGAGCCGGGCUGUGGUGGCGGGGGCUCGGGAGAGUGCAGGCCGGGCGAGGGCGUCCAGUUCCGAGAGGAAGGCGCGGACGGGCGGCGGAGCUUGACCUGGGAAGGUGUGGGUACAUGUAUUUUCGGAGUCAGCUUUCUUUCCACCUUCCCUUGGCUUCUGGGAAUUGAAUUCAUGUCUCCAGACUUUUCUGCUGACUCUCAUCUUUUUCUGGAAAACUGGAUACUUCCGAGCACAUGGGGAUGAACCAUAUGGGCAUGAACCAUAUGGGGAUGGACCACAUGGACCACAACAGUACCAUGCCCCCUCACCAUCACCAAACCACCUCGGCCUCACACUCCCAUGGUGGAGGAGACAGCAUGAUGAUGAUGCCUAUGACCUUCUACUUUGGCUUUAAAAAUGUGGAACUAUUGUUUUCCGGUUUGGUAAUCAACACACCUGGAGAGAUGGCUGGAGCUUUCGUAGCAGUGUUUUUACUAGCAAUGUUUUAUGAAGGACUCAAGAUAGCCCGAGAAGGUCUGCUGCGCAAAUCUCAAGUUAGCAUUCGAUACAAUUCCAUGCCUGUGCCAGGACCAAAUGGAACCAUCCUUAUGGAGACACACAAAACUGUUGGACAGCAGAUGCUCAGCUUCCCCCACCUCCUGCAGACAGUGCUGCACAUCAUCCAGGUGGUCAUCAGCUACUUCCUCAUGCUCAUCUUCAUGACCUACAAUGGGUACCUGUGCAUCGCAGUAGCAGCAGGCGCAGGGACAGGGUACUUUCUCUUCAGCUGGAAGAAGGCGGUGGUAGUGGACAUCACAGAGCAUUGCCAUUAACGCCAGACUCCACUGUGGCCUUAUCGUUUGCUGUAGGAAGCAUCUUGGGACUGGAAGACAUGAUUCCCUCUCCAAUCACCCCUUCUCUCUCCUGUCUCUUUAUGCACACACCUAUUGAAUAGAGGCUUAGUUGACAGUCUGAGGAGUGGUUUUUCUAUUGAGAUGAAAUUGACAUUUCUCUUGAGAAGCCACCUGUGAGAUGUCUUCUCCCUCAUAAUCUUGAGCUUUGUCUAAUCCAGGUAGCUUCCUAGUUAAUGACUUGGUUAUCUGCUUCCUUUUAUUUUUCUAGUUUUUUGGGGGGGCAUUUUUAUUUUAAACAGAUAAUAUGUGUAUUUGGUGGAUGGGAUUCUGGGUCAGUGAUAGAAAGAGAUUUUAACUUCAAACAGGAUUGAUGGUAAUUAGGGACACCCAAGCUGGAACUUAAAUUUCACACUAGAAAAUAAGUUCCAGUCUUAACUCACUGAGUGGAAACAUAUUGUGCCUUUCUCUAGGUGUGGUGUGUUACACCACAAUACUAGUAGUGUGUGGAGAGUGGCUAGGGACUAAAUACAGACCUAGAGUUUGUGGAGUAUGUAUUCUUGCUCUAUCAUCCACUUGUGUUCCCACUUAACACUUUGAUUAGAAAUGAAUUUACCAAUCAAAACAAAAACAAGACAAUCAAUUUGAGACAAAGAAAUAGGGAUUGUUAAAUAAAACCAUUGGCAUUUUACUUUGACUCAGUGCUUUAGUUUGUCCCAAUUGAACAAAGCAAGGGUUUGUAUUUUUUCCUAUUGUUUUUGUGUGUGUUCCUCAAAACCAAUGAUUUUCAAACUUUAGAGUGUUUCAGAAUCACCCGUAGGGCUUGUUAAGGCACUACUUGGUGGACCUCAACUCUAGAGCCACCAAAUUUGGCAUUUCCAAGUUCCUAGGUGAUGUUUCUGUUGACAGUCCAGAGGAUUACCCUGAGUCAACAUUAAAAUAGCAAAGUUGGGACAGAGGGUAGGGAUAUAUGGUAUCAGGCCUAAGAAUCUGGGUUGCUGGUUGGUAGAUGGCAUGUCACAUCUAAAUGCUGCUGGUCAAUACUUAUUCACUCCACAAACAAUUAUUUAGCUCCAAAUAUGCUUUCUGUACACACACACACACACUCACAGAGACACAUAUACACAGACACACACACACACACACACACACACACACACACACUUAUAUGGGACUAUAGCCAAAGUACACUUACCAGCAUAUGUAAAGUACCUAGUCCUGACUUUUAAAGAUCUGGGGUUCCUUGGAAGUAGUUUGAAGGCCAAGAGACCUUUGAUCUACAGUGCAGAGUCAGCCUGUCAAAGACCAGAAAGGCAAAAACCCAACUUUCUGUUUGGAGAUACGUGGGGCAUGAUCUUAUAAUAGCUAGAUUUUUCUCAGUGUGUACUAUAUAGGUUCCCAUCCUCUGCUUGACCAACUUUAUUAUUUGUAGGGAUUUACACAGAUCACAGUGGCCAAAACCCUUUUCUCAAUGAAGAAUCCCAUUGGAUGUUCUGUCAAUCAUUAGUCUACAUAUAGGCUUGUUCCCAAACUACCUCUUUAAAGUGACUCUUCCUAUGCUGGUCUCUUUGGUGCUAGAUUCAAUGGUGCCUCAGAGCAGAAGAAACAAACCUGCUAUCUUGUUGGCCCGGUGUUGUGGUUCUGAAGUUUAUACUUUCUCUCUAUGGGUGCCAAUUAAACAUUGGAGAACAAGGAAUGUGUACUUUAGUGGCUUUGAACCAAGAAAAGGUUAUAAGCCUACAGAGCAGAGGCUAAAAAAAAUGUAAGAAAUUAACUUCAGAGUUUUGCUUUUCUCUUACUUCAGUGUAUUCUGCUGGCUUUUAGCACUGCACAGUGAAUGACAGGUACUGACAGAGCCAAACAUUAAGGUGCAAAUAGCCUGUGCUGUUAUCUCAGAACCCAAGGAAUAAUAAACCCAGGGGAAUACAGAAACCACAUUUAGUGGUGACCCUGGUGCUUUCUAGAGAUCUCCAGAUGAGCUGCCAUAAAACACGUUCCAGGGGCUGAGGUGCAGCUCAGAUGUGGAUCAUUUAUCUAAUGUAUGCCAGGCCUUAUUUAACCCUCAACACCUGGAGAACACGCAUAAAAACUAUCAGAAACAGGACCUUAUCGGUGAGGUGAGAAGAGCCAAGGCCAGUUAGGACAAGGUGCUGUGCAUCUGAAAUCAAGAGAAACCUCACUUUGACAUGGUUCUUCAGGGUAGUUUCAGGUUAGAAGCAGUAACUGCAAAACCUGCACUUGAGACCCUUGACUAGCUUUCUAGAGGGUGUGGUAGUGCCGCUCUGAGGUAAGCUUAGUCCUAUGCUCUUGAACUUUAAUACCCAGCUCUUUUGUUUAUCUAAACUCCUUUCUUCUGUGGGAAGACUAUGUCUGAAUUUCUUUAGCCCUGCCCACUCUUCCCUUUCUGUCUUUUAUCCCAAGCAGCUUCGUUUUUAAAAUCUCUCAGCUUUCUGAUACAGUAGACAUUACAAUGCUGUGGCUAUAAUUAUCUUACCAAUUAGAACUUGGUAUUUACAAACAAGAUGAGGUCUUAAGUUUGCUUCAAGAAGCAGACACCCCAUUAGAAUUUCUAGAAACCUGGGUAAAGGAUCACCUCCCCCAGAGUUACAGAUCCUAGGUACUAACUCCUUUCCGAGAUGGAAGAACACGCAACAGCCCAUUGCCACAUUCGGAACCUCCUCAGCAUUCAUCAAAGUUUCUUCACUACUAUGGUAGGGUUGUCCCAGAUUCCCUUUCAUAUUGUGGGCUUUGUUUCCUUACUAGAACUGGGAGACUGAGGCAAAGUGUACAUUAUGUCAUUUAAUCUUGAACCUGCCCUUUCCAGCCACUUCAGAAGAUGAGUCUAAAUGGCAAGUCUGCAUUUGAUGUAAUGCCUUAAUCACUGGUCUACAUUCCUGUUGACUGUUUUGAGACUGUAAGCUCCCAGAGAGCAGAAUUGCUGUAAUUGGAAUGUUUUAAGUGUUGUGUGCAAGAGAACAAAAUAAAUAUCCUGAUUUUGUGAUUCUA